AGCCCCGCUCGACCCCGGCGUGCGCAGGCGCGGUAUCCCCCCUCCCCCGCCAGCUCGACCCCGGUGUGGUGCGCAGGCGCAGUCUGCGCAGGGACUGGCGGGACUGCGCGGCGGCAACAGGAGACAUGUCGGGGGUCCGGGGCCUGUCGCGGCUGCUGACCGCUCGGCGCCUGGCGCUGGCCAAGGCGUGGCCAACAGUGUUGCAAACAGGAACCCGAGGUUUUCAGUUCACUGUUGAUGGGAACAAGAGGGCAUCUGCUAAAGUUUCAGAUUCCAUUUCUGCUCAGUAUCCAGUAGUGGAUCAUGAAUUUGAUGCAGUGGUGGUAGGCGCUGGAGGGGCAGGCUUGCGAGCUGCAUUUGGCCUUUCUGAAGCAGGGUUUAAUACAGCAUGUGUUACCAAGCUGUUUCCUACCAGGUCACACACUGUUGCAGCGCAGGGAGGAAUCAAUGCUGCUCUGGGGAACAUGGAGGAGGACAACUGGAGGUGGCAUUUCUACGACACCGUGAAGGGCUCCGACUGGCUGGGGGACCAGGAUGCCAUCCACUACAUGACGGAGCAGGCCCCCGCCGCCGUGGUCGAGCUAGAAAAUUAUGGCAUGCCGUUUAGCAGAACUGAAGAUGGGAAGAUUUAUCAGCGUGCAUUUGGUGGACAGAGCCUCAAGUUUGGAAAGGGCGGGCAGGCCCAUCGGUGCUGCUGUGUGGCUGAUCGGACUGGCCACUCGCUAUUGCACACCUUAUAUGGAAGGUCUCUGCGAUAUGAUACCAGCUAUUUUGUGGAGUAUUUUGCCUUGGAUCUCCUGAUGGAGAACGGGGAGUGCCGUGGUGUCAUCGCACUGUGCAUAGAGGACGGGUCCAUCCAUCGCAUAAGAGCAAAGAACACUGUUGUUGCCACAGGAGGCUACGGGCGCACCUACUUCAGCUGCACGUCUGCCCACACCAGCACUGGCGACGGCACGGCCAUGAUCACCAGGGCAGGCCUUCCUUGCCAGGACCUAGAGUUUGUUCAGUUCCACCCCACAGGCAUAUAUGGUGCUGGUUGUCUCAUUACGGAAGGAUGUCGUGGAGAGGGAGGCAUUCUCAUUAACAGUCAAGGCGAAAGGUUUAUGGAGCGAUACGCCCCUGUCGCGAAGGACCUGGCGUCUAGAGAUGUGGUGUCUCGGUCGAUGACUCUGGAGAUCCGAGAAGGAAGAGGCUGUGGCCCUGAGAAAGAUCACGUCUACCUGCAGCUGCACCACCUACCUCCAGAGCAGCUGGCCACGCGCCUGCCUGGCAUUUCAGAGACAGCCAUGAUCUUCGCUGGCGUGGACGUCACGAAGGAGCCGAUCCCUGUCCUCCCCACCGUGCAUUAUAACAUGGGCGGCAUUCCCACCAACUACAAGGGGCAGGUCCUGAGGCACGUGAAUGGCCAGGAUCAGAUUGUGCCCGGCCUGUACGCCUGUGGGGAGGCCGCCUGUGCCUCGGUACAUGGUGCCAACCGCCUCGGGGCAAACUCGCUCUUGGACCUGGUUGUCUUUGGUCGGGCAUGUGCCCUGAGCAUCGCAGAGUCGUGCAGGCCUGGAGAUAAAGUCCCUCCAAUUAAACCAAACGCUGGGGAAGAAUCUGUCAUGAAUCUUGACAAAUUGAGAUUUGCUGAUGGAAGCAUAAGAACAUCGGAACUGCGACUCAGCAUGCAGAAGUCAAUGCAAAAUCAUGCUGCCGUGUUCCGUGUGGGAAGCGUGUUGCAAGAAGGUUGUGGGAAAAUCAGCAAGCUCUAUGGAGACCUAAAGCACCUGAAGACGUUCGACCGGGGAAUGGUCUGGAACACGGACCUGGUGGAGACCCUGGAGCUGCAGAACCUGAUGCUGUGUGCGCUGCAGACCAUCUACGGAGCAGAGGCGCGGAAGGAGUCACGGGGCGCGCACGCCAGGGAAGACUACAAGGUGCGGAUUGAUGAGUACGAUUACUCCAAGCCCAUCCAGGGGCAACAGAAGAAGCCCUUUGAGGAGCACUGGAGGAAGCACACCCUGUCCUAUGUGGACGUUGGCACUGGGAAGGUCACCCUGGGAUAUAGACCCGUAAUCGACAAAACUUUGAACGAGGCUGACUGUGCCACCGUCCCCCCAGCCAUUCGUUCCUACUGAUGAGACAAGAUGCAGUGAUGACAGAAUCAGCUUUUGUAAUUACAUAUAAUAGCUCCUGCACGUGUCCAUGUCAUAACUGUCUUCAUACGCUUCUGCACUCCGGGGAAGAAGAAGUACAUUGAAGGGAGAUUGGCACCCAGGCUGGGAGCUUGCCAGGAACCCAGUGGCCAGGGAGCGUGGCACUUACUUUUGUCCCUUGCUUCAUUCUUGUGAGAUGAUAAAACUGGGCACAGCUUUUAAAUAAAAUAUAAAUGAACAAA
Gorilla gorilla gorilla (western lowland gorilla) is the source of this 2380-nucleotide messenger RNA. RefSeq names its product succinate dehydrogenase complex flavoprotein subunit A (gene SDHA). Bases 126 to 2120 code for a protein of 664 amino acids. The record is from RefSeq and is a predicted model, not a curated record. Gene Ontology annotation, cellular component: respiratory chain complex II (succinate dehydrogenase). The transcript has 15 exons. Gene Ontology annotation, molecular function: succinate dehydrogenase (quinone) activity; flavin adenine dinucleotide binding; electron transfer activity. Gene Ontology annotation, biological process: tricarboxylic acid cycle; mitochondrial electron transport, succinate to ubiquinone. NCBI's taxonomy places the organism in Eukaryota, Metazoa, Chordata, Mammalia, Primates, Hominidae.